Messenger RNA from Strongyloides ratti, 963 nucleotides. RefSeq lists its product as hypothetical. NCBI's taxonomy places the organism in Eukaryota, Metazoa, Nematoda, Chromadorea, Rhabditida, Strongyloididae. The transcript has 2 exons. The coding region runs from base 1 to 963 and encodes 320 amino acids. The record is from RefSeq and is a predicted model, not a curated record.
AUGGAAUCUAAAGAUUUAGAAAAAAAAUCUGAUAUAGGGAAAGAAGUACCAAAAAAAGACAGUAAUGAAAAUAAAAAUAUUGUAAAAGAAAAAAAUGAUAAGUUGACAAUUAAAAAAGACAUGAAAAAAGAUGAAGGAAAUAUAACUGAUAAUGUUAAAUAUUCUCAAAAAAAUGUAACAAUUGAAUUGAAUAAAAAAAAUUUCGAUUCUUCAAAAAGUGUUAGUAGCUAUUUUAGUGAAGAUGAAAAUUGUGGACAAAAAAAAGAAAAAUGUAAGCAAAAAAUUCGACGUUACAAUUAUUGUAAAUAUCAUGAAGAUGAACGUGAUGGAAAAUUAAUGACAAAAAAAGAAAUUAUAGAUAAAUGGCAUCGAAGUGAAUUAAAAAGUGCCUUUCAUGCAAUGGUUGAUGAUGCACGUAAGAAAUUUUUAGAAGAACCAGAAAUAUCUACAACACCUCUCAUGACUAGUGCUUCUAAUGAAAAAGAAAAAACAAAGUCAGAUGUAAUUUUAUCAAAAUCUUCUCCUGAUAUCAAAGUUACUGAUGGAAAAAAAGAUAAUAAUACUAAUGUAGUUUCACAGAAAAUUAUUUCUGACGGUAAAGGAGAACUUAAGACUGACAGAGUUUUAUCAAAAUCACCAAUUCAUGGUGGUACUUCUAAUGGAAAAGGCGAACUUAAGAAUAAUACCGUUUUAUCAAAAUCACCAGUUUAUGUUAAUACUUCUAAUGUUGUUUUACCAAAAGUUUCUUCUGAUGGAAAAGGUAAAACUAAAACUGAUGUAGUUUCAUCAACACCAACUAUUAAUGUUAAUACCUUUGAUAAGAAGAUGGAUAUGGAUAAGAAGAUUUCACAGAUGACUUCUGAAAUGGAAAAUCUUAAUGAAAAAGCUUUUUCACUUUCACAUCAGCCAGAAAAUAAUUUAUCUUCAGAUUCAACAAGUAAAGAAAGUGAGGAAAAUGAAUAA